Molecule: messenger RNA, 1298 nt
Organism: Lolium perenne
Lineage: Eukaryota; Viridiplantae; Streptophyta; Magnoliopsida; Poales; Poaceae
Source: RefSeq, a predicted model, not a curated record
ACAGAAAGAUCCUGCAUCGUCCUUAUCAAAGCCUCCCGUAUGAAGCCAGCCGCACGCGAUCGGAUCGGUGGCAAGCGCCGCCGCGUCGGGACUGAUCGGCUGGGCGACAUGCCGGACUGCCUCCUGCAUGAUGUACUGUCCCACCUGGGCUCCCGGCAGGUGGUGCAGACCAGCGUCCUGUCGCGGCGGUGGACGCACCUCUGGCGCGACGUGGUGCGCGCCAACGUCGUCAUCGACGAGCGGGAGUUCGCCGGCAACAAGCGGGAGAGCUUCGAAGACUUCGCCGACCACGUGGUGCCGUCGUCGGUCCCGCCGGAGACGCCGCAUCUCGAUACCUUCCGCCUGAACUUGGUCAGACGUGGAACCUUCUGGCCCGGUUCCUUCGCCGACAGGGACAGGUGGAUCGGCCGCGCCCUCCACCGUGUCCCAGCCGCGGUCGACAUCCGCGCUGCCCACGCCGGUACCAUCUGCUGGCGGCCACACCGCUCCGACGCCACGGGUUGGUGUACCCGCCGCUUGACAACGCUGCGACUCGUGCGAGCCGUCCUGUCGCCGGACUUCCUGGAGUACGUUGGCACGUACUGCCCGGCGCUCGAGGACCUCCACAUCGAGAGCUGCCGGAUAAAGAACCACCUCGUCGUCGCGUCGCCCACGCUUCGCAGCCUCGCCUUCCUUGACCCCAUCGCCUGCGACCGCCUCAGCAUCACGGCUCCCCGCCUCGCCCACCUGCGUCUCGCCGGAUUCACGGCAAGGGCACUGCUAGAGGAGGAAUCUCUUGAUUUUGUGGUGCUCGAUAGCCUGAAAACCUUGAUCUUAGAAGGAUGCGAGGUUGGAGCCAAGUUUCAAGCUCUCACGGCCAUCCUCCCGAACACACCUAACCUCGAGAUGCUUGGAUUGCACCACUGCAGGUUUGUCCUAUAUCCCCGGAGGAACAAAGAGCAACAAGCUUCAAAAGGCCCGACGCCAGAUGUUUUCUGGUGCCAGAAGCUGAAAUCGAUACAACUCAAGAGCGGACAGGAAUAUCAGAGACACGUCGUUUUCGAUGUUUUAUCUAAAAUCUCCAAGGGAAUGCAGCUAGCGCAGUGGCUGCAGGUUAAGACAUCAUUUACGAUUGCCUAGAAUUGGCCCAGCUCAAUGAAAAAUGUUCAGGCCGUAGACCUCUAUAAGAAGUCCUCUUCCACAUCAUUUACGAUUACCUAGAAGACGUUUUAGAGAUUUUAACUGAACUAGGUGCACACCAUAAUGAGUGAAUCUAUACUAAAUACAUACCAAAAUAGAUGAAUCUAUAAAAGGCUAAA